AUGAUGAUAAACUAUCCAAUUUAUAUUGUCACUUGGAUAUUCGUUGUUCAAGCAACGCAUUUUCGUGACGGUUCUGUCACUUAUCGUCCAACAGGAAAUGUCACUGAUAAUCAGACCGGUAUAUUGAAUUGUAUACUAAAUUGCAUGUCAUCCAUUGGUUAUGAUCCGCCUUUAAUUAGACCCUAUUGUACAAAUAUUAGUACGGCCUUAGGUGUAGUAGUUGGUCAACGUUCAGAUAUUGUUGAUAUUACAGCAAAUUCUAGUUUUACUGUUGCUUAUCAAGGUUCUCCCCGGCAAACAUUAGGUGGCGGAUCAGGUCUUGGUUGGAGUAUAGCGUGCGAUAUUGAUGUACAACUACGACCAGAUGGGAAAAUAAAUACAUCACCGGUAUCCAUUAUGGUAUCAUCUAUCAAUAUCCAGUUGAAUGUUCAAUAA
Didymodactylos carnosus is the source of this 435-nucleotide messenger RNA. Lineage: Eukaryota; Metazoa; Rotifera; Eurotatoria; Philodinida; Philodinidae. The record is from the annotation of a GenBank genome assembly.